AUGCAAAAAAACUAUAUAUAUUCAACUCGCAUUCACGAACUUUCCACUUGUACCAUUUUGACUCCUAGAAUCUUAGAUAUCGCAAUUUUCGUCAAUAUGGAGAUCAAUAUUGCUAGAAUUCUUAGCUCAUUUGCCUGUUUUAACGGAAUUUUAAUUAUUCUAUUGAUUCGGCAAAAUAUCGCAUAUUGUGGCAGCACCCGGCGUUAUAAUUCGCAAACUACGGAUCAAGCCACUUCUUCAUUUAGUUCACUUCGUUCUAACAGGAAUAAUUCCAAUAAUUCAUCUACACCAGUUUCAGGUGUAGAUGAGAAUUCUGGUUCAUCUUCUGAUGGGACUUCUGGUUCUGAUUCUGGUUCAGGUGUAGAAUCAGGUGAGAACCAGGACCAGAGUGGAAGUCAAGACCAAGAUCAAAGUAAGGGAACAAGUGAAGGAACAACUGUAGAUCAAGGUCAAAGUCAGGACCAGAGUGGAAAUCAAGACCAAGAUCAAAGUAAGGGAACAAGUGAAGGAACAACUGUAGAUCAAGGUCAAAGUCAGGACCAGAGUGGAAAUCAAGACCAAGAUCAAAGUAAGGGAACAAGUGAAGGAACAACUGUAGAUCAAGAUCAAAGUCAAAGUCAGGACCAGAGUGGAAAUCAAGACCAAGAUCAAAGUAAGGGAACAAGUGAAGGAACAACUGUAGAUCAAGGUCAAAGUCAGGACCAGAGUGGAAAUCAAGACCAAGAUCAAAGUAAGGGAACAAGUGAAGGAACAACUGUAGAUCAAGAUCAAAGUCAAAGUCAGGACCAGAGUGGAAAUCAAGACCAAGAUCAAAGUAAAAAAUCAACUGAGAGUGAGGAACCAGGUGAAGGAGCUUCAACCACAACUAAAGAGCCCAAAAAACCCGGUGAAAAAGAAGCCAUUGAACUUGACUUUAAGGAUAAAAAGUCAACGGAUGCUUAUGAUUAUCUUUCUAAAGACGGCUUUGCCAAAUACACAGCUAAGUCUGGUUAUGGAUUCGCAUCUGUGAAAGUCAGAAGCGGGUUUUUUGGCUCAACAGCUUCUACUCUUUGGAGUUCUGAGAAUUCUAAAGAUUAUGCCACUGCAGUUGUUAGAGACGGAACUGCUACUUUCUCAAGUGCGAAGAAUGUUACAAUUUUCUUCGGCAACAACCACAGACACUUUACCAAGUCAGACAGUAAAUUUGUUCUUGACUCCGAUUUACGAUUUUAUGGAAACGAAACUUUCAGCACCCCUUCCCAACCCGAUGGUACAGACUACACAAAAAACGAUGGUGCAGAUGUGCUUACGUUCGAGUUUAAAGAUGAUAAAAAGUGUACUGAAUUUAAGUUUAUCCGAAGGAGUUUAGAAAACGACAAUUCUUCAAAAGUCGUUGUUGAGGAGGUCUCUGUAUGGAAACACCACGAUAAAUUAUAUGGAGAUAAAUACCCUAAACGGCUUAGAUACUACUUCCCUGAUACAAUCGCACUCACUUUUGAUGUUUCAUUCAUUGUCUUUACCAAGAAUGAUAAGGAAUGGACUGAGAAAGGUUUAUUUGACUUUAAAUUAUACGCCUAUGAUUCUGAUAAUAAACUGAUAGAACUCGAUGCUACAGCCUAUGAUAUAGCAGAUACAACCAAUGACCACGUGUUCACUUUUAAGGAGGAUGUCAAGCUUGUCGAGCUUAAACAUAAGGGGAAAGAAUUUUGGAAAUAUAAUGACAAAUAUCCUCUUGCUUUACGUUACAAGAAGGAUGGAUCCAAAUUCGUCAUGGGUUUUGCUGAUUCCUUUGCAGUUUUCGAAAUGGAUAGUGAUAACAAUGUCCAAGAAACGGAGUUUUUCAUCAAGCUAUACCAUCAAGAUCCUAACGACUUUACUAAGACUGUGGAAAUACAUGGAGCUGAUUACGACCUUAAUGAAGAAGAUGAUAAAUUCAGCUUUGUAAUUGAUCAGAAGGUUAAAUGUUCAAUGGUUAAGGUGGACGGAAAAGAAUUGUGGACUUACGACCCUUCUAAUCCGGAUGAUUCUUUUUCCACUGAAGUGUUAUAUUGGAAGGAUAGGAAUAAGGUGAUUAUUGACUGUCCAAAAUACUUUAAUAUGUAUCAAAAUGGCUCUGAUGGUGAAUUUGACAAUGGUAAACGUUUUGAUAUUAAACUUUAUUCCAAAGAUCCCAACAUUACUCAAUUGGUUCCUUUGAAUCACUCCAUGUAUGAUUUGAUAGAAGAUUCUAACAAAUAUCAGCUUAAAUUUAAAGAGGAUGCCAAAUUUUCUUCUAUUAAAUUUUCUGAUAGUGAGAUUUGGAAACAUGACCAAUCCAAGCAUGGUGAUGAACAUCCUAAACGUCUUAGAUACUAUCCUGAUAAAUUGGCACUCACUUUUGAUAAUUCGUUCAUUGUUUAUACCAAGAAUGAUGAUGGGAAAUGGGAAGGGGGAGAUUUGUUUGACUUCAAAUUAUACGCCAAUGACUCUGAUAAUAAUUUAAUAGAACUCGAUGCUACAGCCUAUGAUAUAACAGAUUACCCCAGUGAACAUGUUUUCAGCAUUAAGGAGGAUGUUAAGCUUGUUGUGCUUAAACAUAAGGGCAAAGAAUUUUGGAAAUAUAACCCUUCUAAACUUAGCCAAUAUCCUGAUUCCUUGCGCUACAAGAAGGAUGGUUCCGCAUUGUUUGUAAAUUUUGGCACUCUUUUUGUAUUGGCUGCCAAGGAGGCUCGACUCCCAGAUGACAUUAAAUACAAUUUAUUCACGCUUGAUAUCAAAAACCAAGAAAGCGCCGAUGAGUAUAAGUACGAGUACAAGGUGUCGAAUAACAGCCACACCUUUACGAGCAAUCUAGGAUAUUUAAUAGACAAGGUCACCAAAGGUGAUUUGGUGCUGUGGGAAGCCAAAGACUAUGGGAACGAGUACGGUAGCAGCGUGUUCGUAGGACCAAAUGAAAACGGAGAAAGAGUUUUCAGAGUAAAGUUCGCAGGCCCAGGGCCCAUAUCCACAGAGGAUUUCGGAAAGCCUGUUGAUCCAAACGCAGUUCCCAGGCCCACAAGGCCAAUCAAGUAUUCAAACUUGGGAACGAAGAGGGAGAACUACGACGUCCCAGUGUCCGAAAGCGAAGCAGAGGAACGAGAGGAAGUCGACGCCGAGCAUAUGAUAGCCUUGAAUAUCAAGAAGAAAGAGUCCUCAAAAUUCGUCACGUACGAAAAAGAUGAGGAAAACGAAGUUGAGAGCUUCACUGCAAAGGAGCCCUACAGGUUCUGCUUCCUGAUGAAGGGGGAGCGCAAGGUCUGGAGCUACGAAAGCGGCGAGUUCCCGAAUAAGGCUUCCAUAAUGAGAGACGACAGGGGAGAACGUUUCCUGAGGUUGCAGUACAUCAAGCCUGAGGAGGCAGUCGUGAAAAAGGACAAGCUUGCGGGCGUGAGUCCCAAAAAGAUCGAGGAACUCAGGGAGCGCACCAAGAGCGGAGUCGAUCUCUUCAUGAAUAACAGCUCGUACAACUUCAACUACUACCACAACGGUUGCAUUCACGACUUCAAGGCGGCCCCCGAAUACCUGUUCGACAGAGUGACGAUAAGAGGCACUGAGUUGUGGAGAGCCAAAGACGAGAGCGAGUACUCGCACAGAGUCCGAAUGAUCAAGUACGGCUUCGGCAUGUUCGAGGUCGACAUCCACGGGUACAUUGGCGGCCUGAAGAAGUUAAUCAAAAAUUUCUCAAUCCCCUGGCAGUGCCUCGACAUGAGUAAGCCAGUGUACACCGGCCUCGUAAUGAACGCCAUGUGGACAUCUUACGCAAUGAUAGUUAAAAAGCACGACGGGUACAGAGUGUACACCCCGAGACCCGGCUUUUACUUUGACCACGUUAUGGAAUGGAAAAGAUCUGGUGUCAUCCUUAUCUGGGAAACAGAGUACCACAGCUGCUGCUCAAACAAGGUCAUUGUCACUGGCCUAGGGCCUACCAAGACCCUAUCAGUCAUCAUAUACACGCUUGAGGGUAGAAAAAUCUACUACUCCAAGGCAGGAAAUUCAUGGCAUAUUCGUGAAUCGUAUAAAACAUUAACGCCCGUCGCCGACGCGGCCUUCGUCACUGCAUUACCGCCGCUGAAUAUUCGCAGUCGACGCCACUGGCCGUUUAAUCGCCGAUUAGUCCUGGUGUGUGGUCGAAAGUGGUACCUUUAG
Messenger RNA from Theileria orientalis strain Shintoku, 4143 nucleotides. RefSeq lists its product as uncharacterized. The coding region runs from base 1 to 4143 and encodes 1380 amino acids. The transcript is spliced from 4 exons. The record is from RefSeq and is a predicted model, not a curated record. NCBI's taxonomy places the organism in Eukaryota, Apicomplexa, Aconoidasida, Piroplasmida, Theileriidae.